AUGACAGUGAAAGUAAUCUCCGGUGUUAGAGCCACAGUCGACUCGAAAUACGGCAUCUCGUUCUGCCGUAAGACCACGGACUCUCCUGUGAUCAUCAAGGAAGUUCGAAAGGAAGGGAUAUUUGCAAAACAUGGUCUUAUCCCUGGAAUGGUUGUCAAGGCAGUGAAUGGAGUUGAAGUCGAGUGGAAGCGCCCCACUGAAGCAGCUACACUUUUGGCCCAAACCGAUGUUGGCCAAGAGGUUUCUCUGACAGUGGAAUGUUUCACUGGAACUGUCCACAGAAGCAACAAGUACCAAAAAUGGGGUUUGACAUUGAAAAAUUCAACCAAGAUGUCUGGAAUCUACAUCUCCGGAAUCGAAGAAGACGGUCUAUUUGCUUCCACCGAACUUACGGCUGGUAUGAAAGUUAUUAGAAUUAAUGGAAAGCGAUGCCCUCGUGAGGCAAAGGAUGUCAUCAAUAUGGUUGCACAAACUGGGGAUGAUUUGGAACUCGUUGGCGUUCAUGCUAUGCCACGUUCACCUGAGGACAAGGAGAACUCCAGUUCUCAGCAGGCUGCACCACGAAGUACAACGCUGACUGAAAGCGCCGCUGUAAAUAGACAGCAUCCAGCUCUGGCACUCUUGUAG
This is a messenger RNA of Cylindrotheca closterium, 627 nucleotides long. NCBI's taxonomy places the organism in Eukaryota, Bacillariophyta, Bacillariophyceae, Bacillariales, Bacillariaceae. The record is from the annotation of a GenBank genome assembly.